This is a messenger RNA of Manis pentadactyla (Chinese pangolin), 13291 nucleotides long. RefSeq names its product microtubule associated monooxygenase, calponin and LIM domain containing 3 (gene MICAL3). Bases 471 to 7151 code for a protein of 2226 amino acids. The record is from RefSeq and is a predicted model, not a curated record. Gene Ontology annotation, molecular function: protein binding; FAD binding. NCBI's taxonomy places the organism in Eukaryota, Metazoa, Chordata, Mammalia, Pholidota, Manidae. The transcript has 41 exons.
CAAAUAACCAUGAGUUGCUGGUCAAGUCCGAGCCUGUGGGUAGCACCGGCGCCCUGAGGGCGUGAGCCACGAGCGUUUCCAGGGCCGCCUCGGGGGUGUCGCCCCCGAAGCCGGGGUCCUGUGGUCGGGCUGGCGCCCGGCCCCCGCCCCGCCUGCGUCCGCGCCGCAGCUUCAGCUGCUAGCUGCUGGUGCCCGCGCCGGACGCUGCGACCGGGCCGGGUCGGGGGCCGGGGGCAGGCGGCAGGCGCGGCGGGCCGGAGCCGCCGCGGGGCGCCGCGCCGCGGCACGCACCAGCAUGAGACUCAGUGGAAGCUUGAGAACUUGGAGAUGUCCUGGACCCACACUGACAAAUCGUCUUCUACUUUUUGCUGUGAACACAUCUGUCUGUCAGGAGGCAUGAUUAACGUGACAGUGUUAGGAUCGUCAGCCAUCCCACUGCCCCGCUGUCAGGGUACUGAGAGUGGGGAAACAUGGAGGAGAGUAAGAAGGAGACGGUGAACCGAGCUCAUGUCCUCUUUGACCGGUUUGUACAGGCCACUACCUGCAAGGGAACCCUCAGGGCCUUCCGGGAGCUCUGCGACCACCUGGAGCUGAAGCCCAAGGACUACCGCUCCUUUUAUCACAAGCUCAAAUCCAAGCUUAACUACUGGAAAGCCAAAGCACUCUGGGCAAAGUUGGACAAACGGGGCAGCCACAAAGACUACAGAAAGGGCAGAGCAUGCACCAACACCAAGUGUCUCAUCAUUGGAGCUGGCCCCUGUGGUCUCCGCACAGCCAUCGACUUGUCCCUACUCGGAGCCAAGGUGGUCGUCGUUGAGAAACGAGACGCCUUCUCCCGCAACAACGUCUUGCAUCUCUGGCCGUUCACCAUCCAUGAUCUGCGAGGUCUGGGUGCCAAGAAAUUCUAUGGCAAGUUCUGUGCUGGAGCCAUCGACCAUAUCAGUAUCCGUCAGCUUCAGUUGAUACUCCUAAAAGUAGCCUUGAUCCUAGGCAUUGAAAUCCAUGUCAAUGUGGAAUUCCAAGGACUUGUACAGCCUCCUGAGGACCAAGAAAAUGAACGGAUAGGUUGGCGGGCACUGGUGCACCCCAAAACCCAUCCUGUGUCAGAAUAUGAAUUUGAAGUGAUCAUCGGAGGAGAUGGGCGCCGAAACACCUUGGCAGGUACUGGUCCACGGCUCUCUGUCUGGUUCAUGGCAAGAUGGAGGGCGGCCCUUUCACAGUGCUGGGGUGCAGGAUUUCGUCGGAAAGAAUUUCGUGGCAAAUUGGCUAUUGCCAUUACAGCAAAUUUUAUUAACCGAAAUACAACAGCGGAAGCCAAAGUUGAAGAGAUUAGUGGUGUGGCUUUUAUAUUCAACCAGAAAUUUUUCCAGGAACUGAGGGAAGCCACAGGUAUAGAUUUGGAAAACAUCGUCUACUACAAAGAUGAUACACACUAUUUUGUCAUGACAGCUAAAAAGCAGAGUUUACUGGACAAAGGGGUGAUAGUGCACGACUAUGCCGACACAGAGCUCUUGCUUUCCCGGGAGAACGUGGACCAGGAGGCUCUGCUGAACUAUGCCAGGGAGGCAGCAGACUUCUCCACCCAGCAGCAGCUGCCGUCCCUGGAUUUUGCCAUCAAUCACUAUGGGCAGCCUGACGUGGCCAUGUUUGACUUCACUUGUAUGUAUGCCUCCGAGAACGCAGCCUUGGUGCGGGAACAGAAUGGACACCAGUUACUGGUGGCUCUGGUUGGGGACAGCCUCCUCGAGCCUUUUUGGCCAAUGGGCACAGGAAUAGCCCGGGGCUUUCUCGCAGCUAUGGACUCUGCCUGGAUGGUACGAAGUUGGUCUCUAGGAGCGAGCCCCCUGGAAGUCCUGGCAGAAAGGGAGAGCAUUUAUAGGUUGCUGCCUCAGACCACCCCUGAGAAUGUGAGUAAAAACUUCAGCCAAUACAGCAUAGACCCUGUCACCCGCUAUCCCAAUAUUAACGUCAACUUCCUCCGGCCAAGCCAGGUGCACCAUUUAUAUGAUACUGGAGAAACAAAAGACAUUCACCUGGAGAUGGAGAACUUUGUGAAUUCCCGUACCACCCCAAAGCUGACUCGCAAUGAGUCUGUAGCUCGUUCAAGCAAACUGCUGGGUUGGUGCCAAAGGCAGACAGAUGGCUAUGCAGGGGUAAAUGUGACAGAUCUCACCAUGUCUUGGAAAAGUGGCCUGGCUCUCUGUGCAAUUAUCCAUCGAUUCCGCCCCGAUCUGAUAGAUUUCGAUUCUUUGGAUGAGCAAAAUGUGGAGAAGAAUAACCAGCUGGCCUUUGAUGUUGCUGAGAAGGAACUGGGCAUUUCUCCCAUCAUGACAGGCAAAGAAAUGGCCUCAGUCGGGGAGCCUGACAAGCUGUCCAUGGUGAUGUACCUGACCCAGUUCUACGAGAUGUUCCGGGACUCUCUGCCCUCUAGUGAUGCUUUGGACCUGGAUGCUGAGGAGAAAGCAGUCCUGAUAGCCAGCACCAAAUCCCCCAUCUCCUUCCUGAGCAAACUGGGGCAGACCAUCUCCCGGAAGCGUUCUCCCAAGGACAAAAAGGAAAAGGACUCGGAUGGCGCUGGAAAGAGGAGAAAAACCAGUCAGUCGGAAGAGGAGGAAGCACCCCGGGGCCACAGAGGAGGGAGGCCUGUGCUGGCGAGCACUCUAACAGACAGGAGGGUAGAGGUGGCUGUCGGCAACCAGAACAAAGUGAAGUACAUGGCCACCCAGCUGCUGGCCAAAUUUGAGGAGAAUGCACCCCCACAGUCCACUGGUGCGAGGAGACAGCCAACACAAGAACGUGGGGUCAGCCAGCCGUCCUGCUGCCUACCUGAGCAGGGUCGCCCUGCUCCCACCCCACUGUGGAAACAGCAGCGGGAAAAGGAGCAUCCUCGGACCUGCCCCAAAAAAGUGAUCACACUCUCUCCUCCCUCUACUCCCACUCCCUGUGGGGUUCGUGGCGGCCAGCAGAUAUACAGGGACCUUGAUGCUGACAGCAGUGGCAAGCAGAGUCCCCAGCCUGAGAGGCCAGAGCCUGAACCUUCUCGUCGAUUUUUUGUUGACCAGUGGGAGCUUUCUCUUAGUCUCCGCUCCUCCAGCCGCCCCGCCUCCCCCUCCUCUGACUCCCUCCGGCAGAAGUAUAUAAAGAUGUACACGGGCGGAGUGAGCUCAUUGGCUGAGCAGAUAGCCAAUCAGCUUCAAAGGAAAGAACAGCCCAAAACCCUUCUAGACAAGAAGGAACUGAGCUCAAUAAAGAAGGAGUUCCCACAGAACCUGGGAGGCAGCGACACCUGCUAUUUUUGCCAGAAGCGGGUCUAUGUGAUGGAGAGACUGAGUGCCGAGGGCAAGUUCUUCCACCGGAGCUGCUUCAAAUGCGAGUACUGCGCCACCACCCUUCGCCUUUCAGCCUAUGCCUACGACAUUGAGGACGGUAAAUUCUACUGCAAACCACACUACUGUUACCGAGUCUCCGGCUCCGCACAGAGGAAGAGACCAGCAGUGGUUCCCCUGCCUGGAAAGGAGGCCAGAGGACCCCUGCAGGAUGGCCCCAUUGCAGACACAGGUGGACGGGCCGGCGCCGGGGCCAGCCCCACUGAGAGAACCGCAGCCGCAAGUGUCAACGGCUUGGAGGAGCCCAGCAUUGCCAAGAGGCUGAGAGGCACUCCUGAGAGGAUCGAGUUGGAGAACUACCGCCUGUCUGCGCGGCGGGCAGAGGGACUGCAGGAGGUGCCUGAGGAGACGCAGGCUGAGCACAACCUCAGCAGCGUGCUGGACAAAGGCCCAGAGGAAGACGCCGCCAGCAGCAGCUCCGAGUCGGAGACGGAUGAGGAGGAGCCCGCGCUCCCCACCUCGGACCUGGGCGGCGUUCCCUGGAAGGAGGCCGUGAGGAUCCAUGCCCUCCUGAAAGGAAAGGGCGGAGAGGAGCUGGAGGCCUUGAAGGGCCAGGAGCUGGGCGAGGGCGAGGACAGGGACGAGGACGAGGAGUAUGAAGAGGACGGGGACGACGCGGAGUCCAGUGAAGCUGGGAGCCAGAGGCUACAGCAGAUCAUAAAUCCAGCCAAUCCCCUGGAGAUCCAGGCUGACGUGCACUGGACACACAUCCGUGAGAAAGAGGAGGAAGAGCCGACCGCACCCACCUCUGAGUCCUCUGCUUCUAGAGUGCCUGAACUUCCCUCCGUACGCCGCGCAGCAGUGCAGGCCUGGCUGGAGACGGUCGCCCGAGUCCCAUUUGACGAGAGUGACGUGGAGGAAGAUGUGGACUCGGAGCCAGCGGAGAGAGAAGGGGAAGCAGCAGAGAAUGGGGACACAGGGGACACUGGUGCUGAGCUAGAUGAUGAUCGGCACUGGUCGGACCCUGAAGCAGAGCUGCACGUGUGGCCCCAGGAGCCAGGGAAAGCGGAGCUAGAGCUGAAGAUUCCAGAACACAAGGAGGAACACCACCCUGCCAUUCCUGGGCACCAGCAGAGGGGUCCCUCCCACACGUCCAGCCCCAACCGGCCCCCAGAGAAGCAAGGCCUCAGCCCUGUGGCAGAGGGGCCGAGAAUCCCACUCUCCUCUGUUGGUACCAAAGUGACAUCGCACGAGUUGCACCUUUCCCCUGAGCCUUUGCUCCCCACAGCAAAGCCGGAAGCAGAGGCGCCUGCCGCCCAGAGAGCAGUGCACUCUCCCGUCCGAUCACAGCCUCUGGCUCUGCCCGAGGCCAGGGCACCUACCUCCCGACCUGGUUCCCAGUGCCUGUCACCCUUGGCCGCCCCCACCCCUCCCACCCAGCUCCCCAUUUGCUCCCAGCCUCAGCCUUCCUCUGAGGCCACCAUCCUGUCCCCCACUAAGUCCCCCAUAUGCUUCCAGCCUGUUCCAGCCAAAACCUCCACCCCAGUGGCCUCCCUCCCCUUGAAGCAAGGGGAUGCUAAGGACAGACUGGGCAGCCCUCUUGCUGUGGAUGAGGCCCAGAAACGGACUGACCUGGUGGCGGAGUUCUGGAUGAAGAGCGCCGAGAUCCGCCGCAGCCUCGGUCUCACGCCCGUGGAUCACAGCAAGGGCCCCGAGCACAGCUUCCCCUCACCUGCCUUUAAGCCAAUACCCCUAAAAUCUUGUCCAGUGGAGCAGCCAACUUGGGGUGAGGGGCUCCACCUUUUAAAACCUCCGCCUGCACCUAAGAGGCUGGGCCUGCCCAGAGCAGGUGCAGAGCAGGUCCCCCUGCCCACCCCCAAGUCCCCGUCCGGCAGGGAGCUGGAAAGCGCCCACGAGCAGGGAGAGCUGUCCAGCAGCUCCGGGCUGGGCCUCCGGGGCAGCUCCUCCAACACGAAGACCUUGGGCAGCCAGAGCCUCAACACCUCGGACUCGGCCAUGCUCACCCCGCCGGCGAGCCCGCCGCCGCCGCCGCCCGCCGGCGAGGAGCCCGCCACCCUCGGGAGGAGGCCGCGCCAGCCGGGCGAGCGUGCGGGGCUCCUGCCGGCGCCGUGGGUCCGCGCGCGGGAGCCGGCCUGGCAGCCCCGGGAGGAGGUGCGGAAGUCGUUCGCGGAGAGCGUGGACGAGAUCCCUUUCGCCGACGAUGUGGAGGACACGUACGAGGACCGCACGGAGGACUCGAGCCCGCAGGACUUCUUCACGCCGCCGUCCAGCUGGCCCGCCGCGGACGCGGGCGCGCGGCCUGCCCCAGAGCGGCGCCGCCGCGGGCUGCCCGCGGUCUCCGCCGAGGCCCGGGAGCUGGCGGAGGAGCGCAUGCGCGCCAGGGAGAGGUCGGUACGCAGCCGGGCGCUCCGGGACGCGCUGGCCGAGCAGCUGAGCAGGAUGAGGGCGCUGGGGGGCGCCCCGCGCGAGGCCGCCGCGGUGCCCACCUCGGGCAGAGCGCCAGGCCCUGAGGAGCCCGCUCUGGGACGCGAGGCCGCCGGCGAGGAGGGCCUCUCCCCUCCGUCGGACUCAGGGGGCCCGGAAGGGUCUGUCGCCUCGUCCGACGGCUCCAGCGGGAAGAGCCAGAAGAGGUCGUCGCUCUUCUCCCCUCGCAGAAACAAGAAGAAGUCCCAGGGGGAGGGCCGGCCCGCAGAGCGGCCCAGCCCCAGCCUCCUCGAGGACGCAGCCGCCAAGCCCAAGUCCCUGUGGAGGUCGGUGUUCUCCGGCUACAGGAGGGACAAGAAGAGGAAGGGCGAUGACAGGUCCUGCUGCGGCCCCCCUUCCAGCGGGGCCGCUGGGGACUCCAGCGCGCCCAGGACGCCAGCCAUCACGAGGGCAGAUCUGCAGCUCCGGCGCCAGCUGAGCUUCUCCGAGGACUCCGACCUCUCCAGCGACGACGUCCUCGAGAGGUCCUCCCAGAAGUCCAAGCGCGAGUCGAUUUAUGUACCACACGCCUUGGCAUUCAGGAGAUCAUAUUCAUCAAAGCCAAGAACAUACACAGAGGAAGAACUGAACGCCAAGCUGACUCGGCGUGUGCAGAAGGCUGCUUGGAGACAGGCCAAGCAAGAGGAGCUGAAACGACUGCACCGAGCUCAGAUAAUCCAACGGCAGCUGGAGCAGGUGGAGGAGAAGCAGAGGCAGCUGGAAGAGAGAGGGGUCGCUGUGGAGAAGGCACUCCGCGGUGAAGCAGGCUAUGUUAUUCAAGCUGCUGACUGCCAAGAGGUCAAAGAAAAUGUACCAUUGAGGACUAGCAUAGGAUUUUGCCAAAAUUCCUCUUUCUGGUUGUUGAGGCAUGGGCAAGAAGGACGACCCGAAGCUGAUGCAGGAGUGGUUCAAGCUGGUGCAAGAGAAAAAUGCCAUGGUGCGCUACGAGUCAGAGCUGAUGAUUUUUGCCCGGGAGCUGGAAUUGGAGGACCGGCAGAGCCGGCUGCAGCAGGAGCUCCGGGAGCGGAUGGCAGUGGAAGAUCACCUGAAGACGGAGGAGGAGCUGUCAGAGGAGAAGAGGAUCCUGAACGAGAUGCUGGAUGUGGUCGAGCAGAGAGACUCCCUCGUGGCCUUGUUAGAGGAGCAGCGGCUGCGAGAGAAAGAGGAGGACAGGGACCUGGAGGCCGUCAUGCUGUCAAAGGGCUUCAGCCUGAACUGGUCCUGAGCCCCUGCGCAUGUCCUUGCGGCACCCACCUGACCAGGGCUGGGCUCCUCCAGACCACCGAGUCCCAGACUGGAGAAGGCCUGGGAGUUUGCACUCAAAUGCCCACGUGCCUCUAGAAAAUCAGGCCAGGCAUCUGUGCUGCAGAAAACCCAGGUGAAGAGAUACUGAGAUGGUCGGCGGCCCACAGAGAGGCCCAGCCUGACCUCCCGCUUCAGGGAGAGAAGGGCGUGGAACGGAAACGCCUGCUCACUGCCCAGGCUUACAGUGGCUGGGGCCCCUCCACCCACAGGCAUGCUGUUGAGGGGAGGAGGCUGCUGCCCCUGACAGAACCACAGCCCGAGGGUAGCCCUGCGGGCGUGGGGGCAGCUGUCUUCAUGCGCCUGAAGCACCACCAAAGAGUCGAAGAUGCUUUUCCCGAAAAAGCAAAAGUGUUGAGUCCUGACCCAGGAGGGGCAGCACCCACCCAGCACCGGGGCCCAAAGAGCCUGCCCCCCGGCCCGCACCACACACUGGGCCCUGAGUGGCCAAGUGCCUGAGGCCCCUCUCUGGCUGUGGCCCAAAGCCUGUAGACUGCUACAUUUUGCUUUUAAUUCACAACCAUUUUGACACUGGAAAAUCCUGACUUUGGUGGAGGGGAAGGCCCUACAUCCCAAGCCCCAGUGGACAGGCAGGCGCCACUGCUCAGCUCUCCACAUCAAGGCAGGAGGUUACCUUGUUCCUUGGUGUUUUUCCUGUGUUUGCACACUGAAACGAAGCUGACCGCCUGGUAAGAUGCUCAGCUGCUUUGGACGCUUCUUGUCAAUUAACUUAUUUUUUUAAUACUUGAAAAGAAGUGGCUUCAUUUUUAUGUCUUUACUAGAGACACUGGUCACCUGCACCUGCUGUAGGAGUGGCAGGGGUCUCUGUGUCCUGCACCCCCAGUCCCAGGCUGAGUGCUUGUUACCCUGUCUAUUUAUUAGCCUUCACGGUGUUGCUGACCGCUGGCAUUGUGUGGUCCCCCAUCACAGCCACCUGUCCCUGCCCACACUCAGUGUCGGCCCCUCCCCCUCCACCCACACCCCUCUUUCAGCUCUCGCUGUGGCGCCAGACGCCCAUGUCUGCACCACCACUUGUCGAGGGUAUGUGUCCCAUUGAAGGCCGCUUGCCUCUCCUUGUUGGAAUCCCAGCUCUGUAGAACCCAUUGUUCUCUCAACUUUGGUGUCAGGAUCUCACCUCCCACAACACAUUUAUUAAAGAAAGUUGCAGGUGCACCCUCUCCCAGGCUGGCUGAGAUGGCAUGUGGUGAGACUGUGGCACCCUCCUGAGCCAGCCGGAUGGAGGUGCACAUGCUGCAACAGGUGUCGGGCCACAUGUGUCUCACAGGCUGCUCGCUGCUCCAGCCCAAACCUCCCUGUGCCCUCCUCUUCACCAGGAGGCAGGAAGUGGUAAACACUAGCUCCGGGGCAAAUGCAUGUUGCUUGUGGCUCAACCGGAGGCUGAUGGGAUGGCUCAUGGAGCCACUGUGAGGACCCUGGUGAGGCAGCACCUGGCCCAUGCAUGGCAUAAGUGAGCAGCCAGCCCCAGGCUCCUGUCAGUCCCAGGCUGCUUAGGAAGGUGCCCUGGCCGACUCUGGGUGGAGACAGGCUAGGGCAGGGAGAAUGGAGGCCUGGCACCUUUUCAGACAUCCCUGAGGCUAGGCAGGUGGGCGUCCGCGCCAACCUUCCUGCGAACCACACUGUGCCUCGACUUGAACAGCCGCUCUUGCUAUGGAGGAGCAAAGGGCUGUCUUACUCUCCACUCUGCCAACAGCUGCCACCCGUCCUGCAGAGUCCCAGGGAUAUGCUGCUGACAGCCGCCACAGCUUUGGCUUCACUUCCCAUCUGACAGCACAGUCUCCAUUUUUAUUCUCUUUUCUUGAUAGUGGGGAGGGGACUGUGUUCUAGGUUCCAUCUUUAAACCCCAGCAUUCCAAUAAAAUUGGUCCUGUGGCCGGUCUUCACCACUGGUGUGGCCUUUUCCCAGCCCUCUCCACCUCCUGCCAGCCUAUGUGGCCAGGCCCCGGACAGCACCUCUGACCCUGAUCGCUCCUGCUAGCCCCAGAACAAGGGAGCCAUGCGAAGUGCCCGCAGGGAUGCAGCCAGCGAGGUGCUCCCAGGUGCUGGCCAGUAUUGGUCAGCCUUCUACACCCCUGCCUCUUUACAAAGCCCACACUGAUGCCUGCAGUGACUAGAAAUGGUCUGAAGGCUGCAUAGAAGCUUCAAAAAUCCACAAACCUACAGGAGGGCCCCACUCCCAACAGUGUUACCACUCCAGGUUCUAGUAGAGCACUUGUAUUUUUUAAGCUCCCAUUUUAUAACCACUGGUUUGUAGUUUCUGUUCGUACCCUGUUGAAAUGCUGCAUGGAAUGUUUUCCAACUCCAGACAUGCACACAGCUCCAGGAAGAUUUGCUUCCCAAGAGUUAAGUCCCCUUGAAGGCAGGGGGAGCAGGGGAAAACAAAACAGUGAAAUGUAGUAAUUCCAGUGUAAGUGAGCCCAGACACAGGUCACCACAGAGGUCAGCCAGGCUUGGCAUCAAGAGGCCAGCAGCUCCGUGUGGGCUCUAACCCUGUGCAAACCCCUGCUCGGAUGGCAGCCUCGGGCCUUUGCCCCCAGGACAGUCCUCCAGCUGCUUCUGACCAGCAGUGAUAACUAUGCUAUAUCCUUUCAAAAGAAAUUUUUCAGUGAGGCAGGAAGUGAAGGAGUUUCAAGAAGAACAUUUUAAAGGUUGUAACAAGGGAGCUACAAAGGGGAAUGAGCCAUUUUAUUGGGCAAUAAAGUCUCUAAAGAAAUACAGAGUGCAUUUCUCAAAUGGCUCUGCUGGAAUUGGCCAUGAGCCAGAAUGCAUUUCCACAUUCCACCACCCACUGUUCUUGGGUAGGCAGUAUCCAUGCAAGUCAUUUGACGUCUAGCGUGUGUAUGGUGUGUACAAGGUGGCUUAAAGAAUACAACUCUUCUUAGUUGUGUAUUUUUUAGUUCUCCAUGUUAUCCUGGCUGAGCCGUCAGCUGCUACCACUUUGGAAAAUGUCCAGAGCAGCCAAGUGUGGAGCUCUUGAAAGCCAAGGGGGAGUUGGUGGGUCAGGGUUCAAGCUCUUGAAAGCCAAGCACCAGCACUCCACUGCAGAGAUGAAGUGUGUUCUGUCAAAUCAGAGUGGCCCCAUGCUCCUAGCAGCCUGUGCAAUUCCCGGCCAGGCAGAUGUGUCCUUUGACAAAGCUGACCAAUGGUGUGGGCUCUGCAGCCUCCAGGCUUAAAUUGUUCAGAUGUGUCCAUGUCCCUGUGAACAGUUAGUGCAUAGGGUCUUAGAGCUGAUGUCACCUUUCUGUAGAUGGGAAUCAUCCCCCAGAUAUCAAAGGGAAUGAUCUGGCCAACUCCUUUCUGCUACAAGCAGCCUACUAAGCUGCUUUUCCAAACGGAGGCACAGUCCAGCUGUCAUCUUCCCUUUGUGUGCUGACCUAUCAGGAGCAUAGCGGGUAUCAGCCACAGCCCAAGGUGCUGCACUGCCACCUGGAGCAGUAAUGGAGGCAGGCUUAAGGCCACUGCACGGAAGCUGGCUGUCAGCUAUCCCAGGACGAGAGGGGCCUAGCUGGCAGAAAUGUGGACAUCGUAGGCAGAAAAAAUAAGCUAUACUGUGGCUCUAGAUUCCCGAAAGGAUAGCUGGGUCACGGCUGUGCCUGCUGGGCAGGACAGUGGAGCCCGGAGGCACCCAUGCUGAUGCCGUCCUCAGAGGGCCUCCCUUUGAUUCGAGCGAGAGGCAGGCAGGAUGUGCCUGCAGUUCACAGCAAGCACAUGGAACCGGAGCUGCUAGUGCCCAGCAGGCAGCCCAAGUGGAAGACUGCAGGAGCCCACUGCCAGGGCCGCCUCCAGAGCACCUGCACCCCCUUCCCCGAAGCCCCGCACCCUGAGUGCUCAGAGUCCCUCCUCAGGGCCAGCAAACCAGCAGAGGGUGCAUGCAUUUCACUUCACUUCAUGAGCUGGCUGGGCUGCCUGCUUGAGACACCCCCUCUGGGCUACGUGUGCGAAGCCCUCCCCCAGCAGGGAGGGGAAGAAGCCAUCCUCCUAGGUGAGUUAGGGCCCACCAAAACACCAGCCUUGGGGGCCAGAGCUGCACCUUGUUGCUCCGAACCCAGGAGCCUGUGUCAGGUGCCCCAGAGUCACAGAGGCCCUCGGGGGACACUCCUGGACAGCCUGCUGCUGCUGGACUUUACCAGGAAACAUUCUGGGAUGGCCCUACUCCAUGUACCGCCUGCCGAGAGCCUACAUUAGAUUUAGUUGGGGUUCAGGCUUCUGUGGGUAGCCUACGUUUGCCGGCUGCCUCUGCCUGAGAAGCCACUUGUUAACAGGAGCGGCAUGGAAGGGGACAGUCCCGUGGUGUGCACACACACUGCCCUUUUCCACACCCAGCGUGGCCUUUCUGAACUGGAGUGGGCAUCUAGUUCUGAGGUAGGCCGGACAUUGGCCUUGGAGCCGUGAGAGUGGCCCAGCCCUGGGGCUGGCCAGGCAGGACCCAAGGGGCAGAUUUCCCCACACCGGCCAGCAUCCGAGAGCCCGGAAGAGGACGGCUGUAUCAAAUGCUUGCAAAGUAGGUGGCUGGGACACCCUCCAGGCUGGAGAGGGGCCCCUGGGUGGCAGGAGCAGGUGUGCGCCUUUCACACCUGUAUGAAAGAGUCUAGGCUCCCUGUGAGGGCAGUAGGGAGUGGGAGUUGGUGGGUUAGGGUUCCAGAUCAGACACAAGCUUCUCUCUGCCUCCUCCCCAGCAUCAGACAUUGCCUUAGGCACAUCCCUUAAUUGAUCAGGACCUCCCUCCCUCCAUCUAACCUGGGCUGGUGACCAACCCACAGGAUCCGUGGGAGGGCAGGACAUCCAAGGGUCUGAGGUUCUUGGACCACCCUGCAGACAGACACAGAUGUAUUAAGUGGUGGUGACUAGCGUACACACGAGGAAGGGGUGAGGAGGGCUGUGGGAACUUCGCCCCACACCCCUGGGGGCUGACUCUCCCGCCAGGUAACCUCAGAUCUGCCUGGAGCCAGUGGGCCUGUGCAUUUAUUUUUCAUGAUAGUAAAUGUGGGGCUGAAUCUUCCCUCUCCUCUCGGGAAUGUAACUUACUAGACAGACACCGGUCCUCCGCUCAGGCAGUGAUCCCAGGACCCCGGCCAGCCACUGCAGGGCAUGCCUGAGCCAGCACUCCGGACACCCUGACUUCCUGCGCCAUCUCUGCAGCCCAGAGCCACCAGCACCAGCCGCCUCCCCCUGAGACAGCUGCCUCCGACCUGCUCCCAGGCCUCCGCAGUCACUAAGGGUGGAGCCAUCCAGUCCGCAUCAGGGGAUCAGUGUUGGGUGCUGAGCUGGGGUUCCCUGCAUGUGCCACAGGCAACUGGCACAGCAAGUAACAAGGAAAACAAGUCACUGGGCAGAGAAUCCCCUAUGGGCCCCUUGGCUCUGCACUAUGGCCCCCAGGUUGUCUCCCCGAGAGGCUGGAUGUCAGGUCUUCCCUGUGGGAGAAAAGACAUGACCAGAAGCACCUGACAGCCAGUGGCUCCCUUUCCCAGCUGCAUUUUGCUUAACUUUUUUUAAAGAAAUGUUUUUUAAAGAAUUAAAUACCAGUUAAAAACUGUGACCAAGGCCAGACUUCACUUGGUACCAGCCUCAUAGAGGGACAGAAUAACAUUUCUGGCCCCAGUAAUUAAUGUUUUAAGUCCUCAUCAAAUUGUUCUUAAAAUCACCUGUAAAAAAAUCUGGGGCGAGCAGGAGGAUCGCGUGGAGGGGUGUGUGCCAGAGCCGGAUGGGACUAGGUCUCAGCGCUUGGCGCUUGACACUGGUCUGGGAACAAGCCAGCGCUCAGCGACCCAGAGGGCGGCAGAGCCUUAACUCCGAGGGUGGUAACCAGCGUCCCUUGCGAGCACCCAGCUCCUGGGAGGUGGAGAGCCGCCAGGGCCCUGCUGAGUUCCAUAGGACAACAUUUGGGAGACAUGGAGAAGACAGGUUUUCUGGAACACUGUGCUGGCUGAGGUGGCCCUCGUGCCGCUGGCCUGGCAGUGAUUCGCCUGGGAUGUAACCUAAGUUCACCUGCAUCUGAGAAGAGCCCUGCUCACCCUGCUCAUGGCUAAUUUUUAGAGUCUUCAUGGGAAGGAAAGUGGGAGCAACUAGAAAACAUCCUCAGUGUGGUGGGCGCAUGUCUACCCACCACUGUUCACACUGGUGGGCAAAAAGCAGAAUAAAGACAGUCAUUAUUUUUGUCUUCUG